Cladophialophora yegresii CBS 114405 is the source of this 1260-nucleotide messenger RNA. RefSeq lists its product as uncharacterized. The record is from RefSeq and is a predicted model, not a curated record. Gene Ontology annotation, biological process: homogentisate catabolic process; L-phenylalanine catabolic process; L-tyrosine catabolic process. Gene Ontology annotation, molecular function: fumarylacetoacetase activity. The coding region runs from base 1 to 1260 and encodes 419 amino acids. Lineage: Eukaryota; Fungi; Ascomycota; Eurotiomycetes; Chaetothyriales; Herpotrichiellaceae. The transcript is spliced from 3 exons.
AUGACAUCGCUUUCGCAGGUCCCCCAAGAUUCACCUUUCACGAUCGACAACAUCCCUUUUGGCGUGUUCUCCACGAAAGACGAUUCAACGCCACGAUGCGCGACCGCGAUCGGCGAGUAUGCUCUAGAUCUACGAGCGCUUAGCGGGGGAGGCUUCUUCUCAGACGCCUCGGUGACCGACGCUCUGGCCCAGACAUCUUUGAAUGCAUUCGCAGCACUUGAGUCCAAGUUUAGGACGGCGGCGCGCAACCAAAUCAUCUCGGUCAUCAAGGAUGGCAAGAUUCCAGAGACAUGCCUGCACCUGUUGGCUGACGUGGAGAUGCACUUACCGGUUGCGAUUUCGGAAUAUACCGACUUCUUUUGUUCGCUGGAACAUUGUAGAAAUUGCGCGCCCAUGAUGAAAGACGGCAUUCCCCAGAACUUCUUCCACGCACCUUCCGCGUAUAACGGCCGGGCGUCUAGUGUUCUUCCAUCGCCCUCCGUAAUCCGUCGACCGCGCGGUGUCUUCUGGAAAACUGGACACGACGGCACGCGCGUGCCCACAUAUGGCGCUGAGGAGCAUCUCGAUUUCGAGCUCGAGGUAGGCUACAUCGUCUCCAAGCCGGUGCCCUACGGGGAGACGAUCAAGGUGGAUGAUGCCCCAGAUCAUAUCUUCGGCUUCGUCCUGCUCAACGACUGGUCGAGCCGCGAUCUGCAAGUCUUCGAAAUGCCGCCUCUUGGCCCCUUCAGCUCCAAAUCCUUCGGCACAACCAUCUCCCCGUGGGUCAUCACACUGGACGCCCUCAAGGCCUUUCGAACGGCUCCCAAGCACGAGACCACCCCGCUAGAGCACCUUCGGUACAAAGACUUCGCGCGCGGGACCUUCGACGUCAAGCUCGCAGCCCAUCUGGAACGAGGGGGCAAGCGCCAUCGACUCGCGACCAGCAAUCUCAAAUACCUGUACUGGACGCCCUAUCAGCAGAUCACGCACCACGCGUCCGCGAACUGCGGCCUCCGCACGGGCGAUCUGAUAGGCACGGGCACGGUUUCCGGCGAUGGCGUGGACACUCAGGGCAACAAGUGCGAGCUAGGGUGUCUGUUUGAGGCGACGCUCCAUGGCUCGCGGCCGGUGAUGCUUGAGAGUGGUGGUGAACUGCGGUAUUUGGAGGAUGGCGAUUCGGUCGUGCUCUCGGCGUGGUGUGAGGAUUCCCGUGGGCGGAAGGUGCUCGGGUUUGGGGAGUGUCGGGGAUUGAUUAUAGGGCCGGAUGCGCCAAUUCGAUGA